AUGGAAUCAAAACAGCCUAAACUAGUUCAAAAGAAUGAUUCAACAGAGUCUGAAGGACAAGUAGAAGUGGCUGCUGCUUCCAGGCAAGAAAUAGAGAAUCUAAAACGAGACAAUAAAGAUCUUCUUAACCAACUUUCUAAUUUGCAAGCAAAAUAUGAUGAAUUGCUUAAAUCAACUAACGUAUUUACAGAUACUUCAUCUUUAAAGAACGUUAAUGGCGAUAAUGAUUCAAAUAACAAUUUACCGCCAAACCAAACAAACAAUUCAUCAGGUGAAAAUAAUCAUUUAUAUGAGCAUCUUUUAUCCUUACUUGCAAAUCACGAAUCUAAUGAAAAACAGGAUUCUUCUUCAGAUAGUUUUACGAAAGGAGGUGAUAAUCGCCUUUCUGCCAAAUACAACACAGUCAUUAACGAAUUACUAGAAGUUCAAAAGCAGAACGACGAGCUUCUCAACGAAAAUGUCGAAUUAGAAAAAGAAAACGAUCAACUUCGAAAUCAGCUUGCUACUGCUACAUCCGAUUUGAAAGAGAGCGAAAAGAUUAUAAAAGGUCUGAAUGCUCAAUUAUCUUCACUUCGAAGGGAAUUAGACGCAAGAAUCGGAGAUAACGAAAAAGCCGACCACAGAUUAUUGGUUACCGAUACAGAGAAGCAGGUAGUUCAAAUGCAAUACGAAGAACUCCAAAACCAGGCUGUUAAAAGAAAAAUUAAAAUAAACGGUCUCAAGAAACUCAACGAGAAACUCCAGGAAGAUAAUAAAUCUAUCAGUAAAAAGAACGCUACACUCAACAUGGAAUACCAGAAACUCCAAUUUGCAUACGAAGAAUUAAAUAGACAAUAUGAGAUCAAUCUAAGCGAUAAAACAAACGAAGAAGCGUUACAAACCAAAGAAAAACAGAUACAGAAAUUACAAAAGGCGUUAGAUGACAUGACUUCUCAUCUUGAAUCUACAUGUUCAGAUUUAACCUCCGAAAACGAGAGAAGGACACAAAUGCAAAGCGUUUUACAGAAGCAGAACCAAUUAUUAUCAUUAUUAGAACAAAAAGUUACUACUUUUUCAGAAGAAAACUCAAAUCUGAAAUCCCAAAUCGAAUCUCUCAAGCAAGAGAACUCAGAUUUGAAUCCCUUCAAGACCACGAGACAGUGCCCACACAAGGAAGUCAGUAUAGCCCUUCUAAACUACAUAAAAUCAGAACUUCCUGAAACAAAUCUUUCAAUUGAACUCGAAAACAUUCUUUGCCAAUCCGAACUCGAUACAACGGAAAAGGUUGUCACUGCCUUUUCAACGCUACUCAAUUCUUCCCUCUGCAGCAACGCGUUUACCAUCAAAAUGGACCAAUAUAAUUCUGACAUGACCGAGCUGAAGACACAAAACAACAGACUUGUCAAUUAUAUCGCAAACAUGGUCCAGUUCAUCGACCACGUUGCAAACAGCGGUGAUAUCCAAGAGUGGCUCAUCGGACACGUACAACCUGAAGACUUUAGAAACUCCUUGAAUUCUCAAGUCGCAAGAAUUCAGAGUUACUUGCAAUCCAACAAACUUUUGAACGAAAAUGAAGAUUUAUGUGAUUCAUUUGCACACUUUCCAACAUACAUCAACAAGAAACUUGCAAAAGAAGAUGUCUACAAGUCGAAUGACAAUGAAUUAUUAUGUCUUUUGCAAAUGUUUUCUCUUGCAAAUGACAUUUUAACGAAAUUCAGUGUCGAAUUGCAAAACAGAAGUUCUUUGUUGAUGGCGGAGUUAAGAAGAACAAGAGAUGAAUUCGCUGAAAGUGAGCAAUCAACAAAAGACGAAAUAGAACUUAAGACACAAGAAAUUGAAAUCGAAAAACAGAAUUUGAUUGAAGAAAACGAAAUUUUGCAGAGAAAAAUUGAAAAUGCAAAAGAAGAACUUAGAAAAUCCGAAGUUUCGAAUUCUUUGGCAAUUCUUCAGUUGUUGAAUGAUGAUUUAGACAAUUCAGAAGUUGUUCCAUCCAAUGACGAAUACACACAACAAAUUGAGCAGAAGUUGUAUCAAAAACAAGAAGAAAUGAAGAAGAAAGAUGAAGAGAACCAGAAAGAAAAAGAAAAUUUGAUGAACCAAAUCAAUGAUCUUAAGAAGAAAUUGGGUGAUUUGUCAACAGAAAAAAGGAACUUAAAUGAAAAAAUGGAGAAAGAAAAAGACAUUUUCGAGGAAGAAAUCGAAAAUCUUAAAGAAGACAAUGAAACAAUCAAAAACUUGAAUGAUAAAUAUGUUGAAGAAAUCAACAAACUCAAAGAAUUAGUUGCUGAAGAACUAGAACACAACAAACAAUUGAUUGAAGCGCAUGAAAAAGCGAUGAAUGACUUGCAGAAUGAUAUUGAAGAGAAACAUCAAAAAGAACUGAUGCAAGUAGGUGAUGAAAUUGAUAAAUUACAUAAUCUCAUCACGAAGAAAGAAGAAGAAAACACAGAAGCAUUAAAACAAGUAAAGAAUCAGUUCAGAGAUGAAAUAAAUAAACUUAAAAAUGAAAAAGAAGAAGCUGAAAAACAUUCAGAAGAAAUCACCGAAAACUAUGAAAAUUUGUGUGAAAACUAUAAGCAAAAGAUGGAAGAAGCAAGAGAAAAUGAAUCUAAAGCAAGAGAAGAAAUGAUUCGUGUUCAAACAACAAACAAAUCAUUGAACGACGAACUCAGCGAAAUCAGAGUUGAUUUCAAGAUGUUGGCAAUGAAAUAUAAGAGUUUAGAAGAGAAAUCUAAACGAGAAAAACAACAAAUUGAAGCAAAGAUGCAAAUGGUCAACAUGGCAAAUGAAGCUGCAAUGAAGAAGAAAGUUGGAGAAGCUGAAAUUGUUGCAAGAGAAUCAUUCAAGAAUUUCUUGAUUUCUGUUUGUGAAAAAUUCACUUCAUUUGUUGACUUUUCGAAACAAAUUGAUGAAAAUUCAGUGAAUGAAUUACUAGAUAAAGUCAGUUUGGAAGUAGAAAGCAAGUCAGCAAAUGGAAUGAACUUCACAAGACAGAUCAGCGAAUACAAAGAUGCUAAAGCUCUUUUAGGAAUCAAAGAUGAAGAAUCCCUCGUAAAUAAUUUGCAAAAAUUAGUUGAAAAAUGCAGAGAUUACGAGAAUAUGAAGACUUCAAUCGAAUCAGAACAUUCUGAAGUUAAAGACUUACUUAACAAAGUCUCCAAACAAUCACAAUCUGCUUCAGAAGCACAAGAUUGGUUGGAAUGGGCUGUUAACUUACAUGGAAUUAUUUCUGACAGUUUUUCAUUGGUUAAAAAACCAAGCGAAUUGAGAUUUGCAAUUGGAGAAGCUGUCAUGUCUUCACUCGGUAAGAAGAGGUUAUGGAGACACAUGGAGAUUUUAAGAUCUGAGAAACAGAUCUUCGUCAAUGGCCUUGAUCGACAAAAAGUUGUUAUUCCACGAACAACAAUUACAACAUUGACUGCAGUUUUAGUUUCGAUUAGAAGAAUCCAGAAAAUGAGUGGACAUUUGUUUUCUCCUAUUUCUAUUCCUAGAAAUAAUGAAGAAACACAGAUAUUGUCUUUAACACCAAGAAGAGGUAAGGUUAUGGAAAGUAACUCGCCAAAGAAGAAUUGGCCUUUACUAAUUCCAAAAUAA
Molecule: messenger RNA, 3573 nt
Organism: Trichomonas vaginalis G3
Lineage: Eukaryota; Parabasalia; Trichomonadida; Trichomonadidae
Product: A-type inclusion protein-related family
Exons: 1
Coding region: 1-3573 (1190 amino acids)
Source: RefSeq, a predicted model, not a curated record